AUGUUUGACUUCGUAUUGAAAUCAGUGAUCUCAGCUAUUCUCACAUUACUCCUAUGGCCACUAUACGAAGCCCGUUUCCCCUUUGACUAUGUUGUUGUCGGUGGAGGAACGGCAGGGCUCACCAUCAGUACUCGACUAGCUCAGCAUGGGUUCCAAGUCGCAGUGAUAGAAGCAGGCGGAUACUACGAGCUCGAAUGGCCAUUAUCAAUGAUUCCUGGAGCCGCCAUCAUUGGAGUUGGCGCAGAUAUCAGCACUUCAUCGUCUGUGGACUGGAAUUUUGUUGUCCAUGAUGAGCCUGGGGCUAAUUAUCGCGACAUUCAUUACCCAAGAGGCAAAUGUUUGGGUGGAUCUUCGGCCGUCAACUUUCUGAUGUAUCAAAGACCGUCAAAGGAUACUAUGACACGAUGGGCGGACCUUGUCGACGAUCCUAGCUAUCUUUUCGACAAUAUUCUUCACCUGUUCAAGAAGACAGUCACAUUCACACCUCCCAGUCUUCGCUCUGCCUGUGCAAGAGCACUAUUCAACGAUUCCGCCUUUGACCCAUACGGCGGUCCAUUGCACGUUUCGUACCCUCAAGAUCGAAUGCCAUUUUCUACCUGGGUUCGAGAAGGAAUGAAAGAAGUGAGAAUCGAGGAGGCUCAUGACUUCAACAGCGGUUCUCUAAUGGGACAUCAAUUCUGCACAAUGACAAUCCGACCCACCGAUGGCAUCAGGAGCAGCUCUGAGUCAGCAUUCCGGCAAGACUUACUCCAUCUGCAAAAGUCACGGAAUCUAAGGAUCUUCAAGAAGACUCUAGUGAAGAGGGUUUUAUUUGAUGAUCAGAAUCGAGCAAUAGGAGUGGAGGUAAAACGGAAUUGGAUGUGGAAAUACAACCUAAUGGCCUCGCGAGAGGUGAUACUAUCGGCAGGUGCUUUCCAGUCACCACAACUUCUCAUGGUUUCCGGCGUUGGACCUGCUGAUAAACUUGAAGAGCACGGAAUUCCGGUGAUUGCCAAUCGACCCGGUGUUGGGGAGAACAUGUGGGACCAUCCUUUCUUCGGGCCAUCAUAUCCAGUCAAAGUAAGAACUUUCACAGCACUGACUCAUGAUCUCGGGUGGCUCUUGACUCAAAUCAAGAAGUACUUCUUCCACCAUCGUGGGCUGUUGACAAACCCCUCUACGGACUAUCUUGCUUUUGAGAAGAUACCGCAAAGCCUUCGAGGAAAUCUCUCAUCUCAGGAUGAAGAUAGUCUUGCUUGGUUCCCUCAGGAUUGGCCGGAAGUCGAAUACCUUGCAGCUUCCGCAUAUGUUGGCAAUUUCUCAAAUCCUUUUUUGCAACAGCCUCAUUCCGGGGAAUACGGCUCAAUUAUCGGAAGUUUGGUUGCCCCGACUUCUCGCGGAAAGGUAACUAUUCAGUCAGACGAUACAGCUGACGCCCCGAUCAUCCACCCAAACUGGCUUGACACUGCUGUUGAUCAGAAGAUAGCGGUCGCAUUAUACAAGCGCAUUCGCAAUAUAUACCAGACCGAGGCCAUGCAAUUUAUCUUGGAUGGGCCAGAGUCUUUUCCAGGGCAGGAUGUGCAGAGCGAUGCAGAAAUUCUAGAUGUCAUCAAGUCGACACUCAUGACAAUAUACCAUGCGGCGUGCACAUGCAAGAUGGGGCUGAGAAACGACAGUAUGGCGGUUGUAGACAGUCGUAGCCGUGUUUUUGGCGUCAGCGGUUUGCGAGUGGUAGAUGCCAGCGCCUUUCCGAUUCUUCCUCCUGGUCACCCUCAAUCCACUGUCUAUAUGCUUGCUGAAAAGAUAGCUGCUGACAUUAUAGCCUCUUGA
This is a messenger RNA of Penicillium taxi, 1809 nucleotides long. Its product is annotated as GMC family oxidoreductase. Lineage: Eukaryota; Fungi; Ascomycota; Eurotiomycetes; Eurotiales; Aspergillaceae. Gene Ontology annotation, biological process: secondary metabolite biosynthetic process. The record is from RefSeq and is a predicted model, not a curated record. Gene Ontology annotation, molecular function: oxidoreductase activity, acting on CH-OH group of donors; flavin adenine dinucleotide binding. Bases 1 to 1809 code for a protein of 602 amino acids. The transcript has 5 exons.